Zonotrichia albicollis (white-throated sparrow) is the source of this 6657-nucleotide messenger RNA. Lineage: Eukaryota; Metazoa; Chordata; Aves; Passeriformes; Passerellidae. The record is from RefSeq and is a predicted model, not a curated record.
UCUCUGCCGUCUCUAUCCCCUCUUUCCUUCUCGCUUGCGCGAUCCCAACCCCCGCGGUUACUGCUGCGUGAGAAGGGGAAAACAUCUCGUUGGAUUUCUGGGCACACUCCGGAGGGACACAAGGCUGAGGUGCCCGAUCCUGACCCGGGGCUGGCUGUUGACUUAGCGCCGAGGAAUGCAAGCGUUUCCUGCGUAGGAAUUUUUGCAGUGUGUAAUUUACUAGUUUGGACAGCCCUUUGCUCGGGAUGAUGGAUGGUGAAUGGGAGUGUGAUCUUCCAAAAUACAGCUCAAGGAUUAAUUUUUCUCCGUCUCUAUUUACAUGGUGAUAAGAAGUGCUAAUCCCACUCUGUCAGUCUGGACUGAUGAAUCUGAGGAAUAGAACAGAGCCCUGUGUUGUGUAAACGAACUGAUGGAUGAAGAUGAGAAGGACAGGGCAAAGAGGGCAUCACGCAACAAAUCUGAGAAGAAGAGGAGAGACCAGUUCAAUGUCCUCAUUAAGGAGCUUUGCACCAUGCUGCAGGGCCAUGGCCACCCUCUCAAGAUGGACAAGUCCACAAUCCUGCAGAGGACCAUCGACUUCCUACAGAAACAGAAAGAAAUCACAGCACAGACAGAAGCCUGUCAGAUUAGACAAGACUGGAAGCCUUCAUUUCUUAGCAACGAGGAGUUCACCCAGUUGAUGUUAGAGGCACUGGAUGGCUUUCUCAUUGCUCUUACCACUGAUGGGAUUAUUAUUUAUGUGUCUGACAGUGUUUCAUCUCUGCUGGGACACUUACCGUCAGAUUUGGUGGACCAAAAUAUAUUGAACUUUCUGCCUGAGGGGGAGCAGAGCGAGGUAUACAAGCUGCUUUCUCCACAUGUGCUCAUGACAGAUCCUGUUGCAGCUGAUUUUCUCAAUGCAGAAAAACAAAUAGAGUUUUUUUGCCAUUUAGCAAGAGGCAGCUUAGAUCCAAAUGAACCUCUGAUGUAUGAAUAUGUGAAAUUUGUAGUGGAUUUUAAAUAUUUUACUCAUGUGCCUACACCCUCCUGUAAUGGCUUUGAGUCAGCUAUUGCACGGGCUUUCAGGUCAGCCCCGGAGGAGCAGAUCUGCCUGGUGGCCACCGUGCGCCUGGUCACACCACAGUUCCUCAAGGAGCUCUGCAACGUUGAAGAGCCGUGUGAAGAAUUUACAUCGAGGCAUAGUUUAGAAUGGAAGUUUUUAUUCUUGGACCACAGGGCUCCACCUAUUAUAGGAUAUUUGCCCUUUGAGGUUCUGGGAACGUCAGGGUAUGAUUACUACCACGCAGAUGACCUGGAGCUUCUUGCUAGGUGCCAUGAACACUUGAUGCAGUUUGGAAAAGGCAAAUCCUGUUACUAUAGGUUCCUGACCAAAGGGCAGCAGUGGAUAUGGCUGCAGACUCACUACUACAUCACCUACCACCAGUGGAACUCCAAGCCUGAGUUCAUUGUUUGCACGCAUCUGGUAGUUAGUUACGCAGAGGUUCGGGCUGAGAGAAGACGAGAUCUUGGCCUCGAAGAGUCAUCAAUUGAACUGGCAUCCUCUUCUCUAAAGAGCCACAGCAGCUACCUGGAGGUGGGGCAGUGCGGCAGCAGCCAGGACGCCAGCCGGGAGGGAGUGUCGCUGUCCUCGCACAGCUCCCGGCGCUCCUCGCACACCACCCUGUCCGACUCCACCUCCACAUCGUCCAUGCGGCGCACGGACACCAGCACCCCCACGCGGCCCGGGGCUCCGGGGGACAAGGCGGCGCUGCGGCUGGCGGCGCCCGGCGGCGCCCAGCCAGUGUACCAUUUCCCCACGCAGCUGGGGAUGAUGCACCAGCUGAAAGAGCAGCUGGAGGAGAGGACUCGCAUCCUGCAGGCUGACAUCAAAACACAGCAAGAGGAGCUCCAUGUCAUCAAGGAGCAGCUCCAGCUCGUGCAGGACUCCAACCUGCAGAUGCUGAUGCAGCAGCCGAUCCCCGUCAUCCUGAACGCGGCCGUGCACCCUGCCCGGGACAAAGCAGCACUGCAGCCCCCAGCUGCUGUCACCGCAGCCAUUCCUCAGGGACCCCUGUGGCACUGCCCCCCAGGUACAGCAGCAGAAGCAGCAGCACCCCAUGAGAGGAAGCCAAGGCCAGCAAACGUGUAUGCCAGGGCAGGGCAGCAUCCCAAUGCCCUUCUACAACAGCCCCAUGGUGUUCUCCCAGGCUCACCCCAUUGCCGUGGCUGCACAGGUGCCCGCUGACAGCACUGAGAGGCAAACACCAGCUGAGUACAGCCAGGACAGGAGCCUCAGGAUGCUGCUGGAUCAGUCCAUCCAAGCCAUGAUGCCCACAGCCAACAGCAGCUGCCAGCCCGUGCAGAGCAGUGCCAGCAGGCAGCAAGGAAAGUUUGUUGCAGAGCAGCAGAGCCUGGCUCCCCCAGCAGCACAGCCGGCCACCUGCAGCCCCGCCCGGCCUGCAGCCCCGCCGCCCAUCUUCUCCCCGUCCCUCCUUGUCCCACACUCCAGCUUCACCUCCCACCAGCCCAGCACACCCCUGCACCUGCACCAGUGGCCACAGCAGCAGGUUCAGCAGCACCGCCUCUACCUUCAGAUGCAGGGUCCCGAGCUGGUGCCUGGGGCUCCGACGCAGCGCAUUUUCCAGCCGCCCCACGCCCCGCAGCAGAACCCCCUGAGCUACUUCCUGCACCCCCAGCAGCAGAGCCACCACACACAGGGCCAGCCCUGCAACCUGCCUGACCUGCCCGAGAUGCAGCUGCCCUGAGGUCACUUGUGGGGACAAGGAGCACACGGCGCAGCCGCCGCGCCCGGCGCGCACGAGAGCACGGAGCUGUCAGAGCACGGCACCGGAGAGGUCGGGCUCAUGGGGAGGUGUGCCUGCAGGGAUGGAUGGUCUCUGACAGGAGUGCAUGGCUGCAGGGGCCUGCUUUGGGGGGAUUGCCAUGCAGCCAGAUGCAUGGGAUGUAUUCCAUGAUGCUGUUCCAGCAGCAGGGUGUGCCUGGCCCAGCACCAUGGUGCCACUGGGAGUGGUGCCUAUUGCUGCAGGGACAGCAGGUAUCGGCAUCAGGCCGUCAUGGAGCUCGGUUUGCAAUGGAAAACAACCUUUUUCCAUUCAGGACUUCAAUGCUGAAAGUCACUGUGAAUUUAAGCCCAGCAUUUGGAGCACAUAGACUGUACCAGUCCACAGGACACCAUUGGAUUUCUGUGUACAUAACUCGUUUUGCUGUAGUAGGUCCAUUGUGAAUUCUUUUUCCUUUUUCUAUACCUCAGUCCCGCAGGUUUUUUUUCCAGGAGUUUGGAUAAUGCUGCUAAUUUACAUAACACCACUUUUGCCUGAAUUUCUUACUGUUGUUAUACCAGCUCACAUCGCAGCUAGUUCAAUAUUUGUCGUGUUUUAUUUUUGGUUAACAAGUGAAGAUAAAUUUGUAUGGUUUUUACUCCCUGUAGCCAAAUAUUUUUCAGGUUACAGACAAAGAAUCUUUACUCCUUUUUUUUUGUUGUUGUUUCAAGUGAUGUAGUUGUAAAUGUUUCUAUUCGUAAAAACAAACAAACAAACAUGCAUAGAACAGCAUAUGACAGCAAACUUUGUGGUUUUGCUAGGUCAUAUUUCAAUUUGGCAAACCCAAAAUGUAUAAUCACAACACACGAUGUUACAAGCCCAUAGGGUCAGCAAUAAAUUGUAUUUUUGUAAAUUGUCACUUUUUAACUGUAAGUUUAUAUUUAUGAAUUGAAAAGCCAGUUUAUUCCUCAGUGGGUGUAUAGUUAAGUGUCCCUACUGUUUGUGUCUUUCCAAAGGAAAACUUUAAAAGUACAUUUUUGGAGUGUUAGUAGCUGAGUACUAACUUUGGGCAUUGUUAGAGCCCAAAUGUAGAUGGGUUUGGCCAUUACUAUAAACUUUGCAAGGCAGUGAAGGCAGUGGUUAGUUAGGACCAGGGAGCAGAGGACCAUUAGGACCAGAGCAGUAAAGCUCUAGCUGGCAGACAGAGCAAGGCUUAGAGAGGAGUUAGUUCCUGAUGUUUAGUUCCUAAUGUCUGUUGAAACCAAGUGAAGAGUGCUUGGUUUUGCCUUUUUUUUUUUUUUUUUUAAUAUGGUGUUUGGGGGUUUUUUUGUUUCCUUCUUUUCCUUCUGCACACCUGUUUCUGGGCCCUUGCAGCACUGCAGCAGCUGGUGUUCCUGGUGUUCCUGGCAGGGCAGCUUUUGGCACAAGCAGCUGCCAGUAGCCCUGUGUUUCAGAAAGGGGCACAGCAGGGCUCCCCAGCCCCCAGGGGCCGUUCCCAGCAGCUCCUCCUGGGCAGGGGAUGGGGUUUUGCUGUGCCACAUUGCCUGGGGCAGUGGCAGUGGCAGGACAGGCUGCUGGAGCUGGGGUCAGCCAGGAGCUUUCAGGGACUGGUGCAGGGCCCUGAGGUGCUUUGGUGUUUGGCCAGGGCAGAGGUGGAUUUGUGAAAAAGCUGUGCCAACCCCUGGCUAUUCAUGGGUCCCCUCCCUUGGGCAAAAGCAGCUGCAUGGUUGGCUUUGACUGGGACACUGAAUGCACAGCUCCCAGACACGAUGGAUCCUGGGUUCAGAGCAGCAUAAAGACAUUUUUCCCCACAUGCAGCGUGCUGGGGAAUGUGGCUGCUCACAGGAUGGAGGCAAUGAGGUGCCCACCAGCCUAUGUCCAAUACCAGGGCUCGUGCCUUGUCAGCACAGACCCUGCCUGGGCCCCUGCCCACACAGCACAUGCAGCCUCUGGGUGCUUGGACACUGAGCCAGCCCCUCCAUUUCAAACCAGGACAAGAAAUUGUGGCUACAGCAGAGCCAUGGGCCAGGGCCACCUCACUGCUGGUACUGGGAUUUGGAACACCUGCCUUUGUGGGGCAAUCUGGGGCUGAAAUAUUAUCACCUGGGGCUUCCCUGCUCUGCAGGUUUGUUCUGCAGGAAGGGCCAGCACAGAGCCUUCAGGGUAGGAAACACUUGUUUUUAAAGCACUCUUAGAUUUAGGGUCUCCUUUCCCCAUUGUAAGGCAGCUGGGUUGCUCAUGAGGAUGCAGUAGGAGGGAGUUGUAUUUUUGGGAGUUGUUAGUGGGAUUUUUUUUUCCACCAUAGCCUUGGCACAUAACAUUAGAGGGGAGGCAAACAUAUAUCUGUGUUAGGGCUCCAGCAUUGCACAGUUUGUGGCUGGCUGGAGGGAAAGGCUGUGGUUUCCCUGGCUUCCCCAUUAAAUCUGCAUCAGCCCAGCAUCCCCAUGGCUGCUCUGCAGUGUCCCAGCACCACACAGCCCAGCCAUGGCAGGUGGCACUCACAGACAUCUCAGAGGUGGUGGUGGAUGGGGUCAGGGCCUUGAGGGGUGUAUUUUUUAACAGGGCUUGGUAGGGAGGAAGCUGAGGCAGAGCAGUUUUCUGGCAUUGCUGUGGCAUUGACAGUGAGUCCUAAAAAUAAAUGGGGUUGGGAAGGGGUUCGGGGGGAUGUGGGGGUGCCAGAUGGGGCCCAGCCCAGCUGAUGGCAGCCCUGGGCUGCAGGGACACGGCUGGGGCACAGCCCCCGCUCACAGCUCCCAGCCAGGAGCACAGGAGUUUGGUGAGGAUGUUUACAUGUUAGACCAGCCUUGCUAAAAGCAGAGACCUAAAAAUGCACUUUAUCACGUGCCCCCUUAUUCUCAGAGCCCCCCCAGCCACUGGCCUCGCUGCUGGUGGGUGGGGGCUGCACAGUCCCAGGCUCUGCCUCAGGGCAGGGCCUUGUUUUCUCAACAUGUUCCAAAGGACAAAAUCCCACCGACCCUUUCUGGGGCUUGCUUGGUCUUUGCUCAGUCUGCCUCCAGCCAAGGGCAAGGCUGAGUCAGGGCCAGGGGGGUUUUGCCUUAUAUUGUCACUCUCAAAAAAACAGAUGGAUAAAAUUGUCUUUAUUCAGGUUGAUUUGUAUUUGUUUACCUCGGUGUUAGCUAUGACCUGUGCUUUUAUGACUCAUUUGGAAUUGAGGGUUGCUGGUGGGUUUGGUUCAUGCCCCCCCAGCCUCCUACAAGAAAACAAAAGUGUGACUUGUUGGUGAUGAGCAGAGGGCAGGGACGUGACUGAUGGCAGCAGGGUUGGCCUCCAGUGUUGGUGUUGACCUAUCAGUCAUAAAUGUUCUGAGGUUUUCUAGUACACAAGUACCUAUAUACCAUGACUAUAUAUAGAUAUACAUAUUUUUAAUGUACAUUUAUAUGUAUGCAGAUGUAUAUCUAUAUAUAAAUAUAUAUAGGCCACACAAUUCCAGACCUCUGAAAACACAGGCAGCUUUAAAUAAUAAAGUCUUGCACUUUUAGCAUAUUUGUACAUAUAAGCUAAAGCCUGGUGGGUAUAAUCAGGCUGAUUUGACAAACACAAUGAGGAGUUACUGUAUAUAUUGUAUAUAGUCCAUGCAAGUAAAAAAAAAAGAAAAUAAGAAAAACUCUAGAACUGAGUAUAAAUCUUGGUUUAUUUUAUAUGAUGUUGAAUAUAAAUACAUUUAUAAAUGUUAUUAUUCUUAAAAGUAUUUUGUAAUGGGAAAAAGUAAGUGUCUUAUGAAGAUGAACAGUAAAGAUUUUAUUCUUGUUUUGAAUCUAUGUCCCUGCACAGCUCCAUUGAAUUGGAGCCCAUGCAUUUUGACAAGCUUUAAACAGAUUGUACAUAGUAUUUAAAAAAAAAUUAAGAAGAAAUAAAAUAAUACUUGUAGGACCUCUUA